AUACAACAAUUCGAAGAAGAUAUUAAUAAUCAAGACGAAGGAGAGUUGUCAGAAUUGAAGAUAUAUAUCAAUAAUUAUCUCCAACAAAUUGCUAAAAUGGAACAAGAAAACACACAUCUUAAAGUACAAUUGUACCAAGCCAUUCAAGAAAAUAUACUACUUAAGAAAAAUUUGGAAGGAGAAAGAAAUAUCAACCACUGUCUAAACCAACAGAUUUUUGAUUCAGUAUAUAUUUACAAGAAAAAACUUCAAGAUGAAAAAACUCGAUUUCGAUCAAAUUAUCAAAUUCGUAUUAAUGAAAGCAAUAAGCAUUUUAUACUGCAUUAUGAAUACCUUCAAAAUUCUGAAUUGCGAGUUAAAGCAGAGAUGAAAAAGAAAGACAUUAGGAUAAAAGCUAUGCAAAUUCUUUUGAAUAAUAAAAACUUGGAAUGCGAAACUCAACAAAAAAAGAUUACUAAUUUAGAAACAAGUCUUAAAGAAUUACAAAAUCAGAAGAUAAUACUUAAAUCUAAAAUUAAUUCCAAAACAUCAAAUAAGCAUAUGGCACGGUCAAAUCAAAUACAAUAA
This is a messenger RNA of Racocetra persica, 567 nucleotides long. The record is from the annotation of a GenBank genome assembly. Lineage: Eukaryota; Fungi; Glomeromycota; Glomeromycetes; Diversisporales; Gigasporaceae.